Hyla sarda is the source of this 683-nucleotide messenger RNA. RefSeq names its product succinate dehydrogenase complex assembly factor 3 (gene SDHAF3). The coding region runs from base 69 to 518 and encodes 149 amino acids. Gene Ontology annotation, cellular component: mitochondrial intermembrane space; mitochondrion. NCBI's taxonomy places the organism in Eukaryota, Metazoa, Chordata, Amphibia, Anura, Hylidae. Gene Ontology annotation, biological process: mitochondrial respiratory chain complex II assembly; succinate metabolic process. The record is from RefSeq and is a predicted model, not a curated record. The transcript has 3 exons.
CUAAUGUUUUACCCACAGUAAAGAUGGCGCCGCGGCUGCUUCCUGUUUCCUCCGUUGUCAUGUGACAAAUGCAGCCGGAGGUACAGUGUCCGCAAAGGUCAAAACUAAGGAGAGAGGAGGAAAUCGCGUUUUGCGACUCGGAGAUGCCGCCCCACGUCUCCCAGGUGAGAUCUCUGUAUAAGAAGAUCCUCCUCCUGCACCGGAUGUUACCGCUUCACCUCAGGGCGCUGGGCGAUCAGUACGUGAAGGACGAGUUCAGGAAACACAAGGGCGUCGGUCCCGCUGAGGCCAAAGUCUUCAUGAAAGAAUGGGAGGGCUAUGCAGCUAUGCUAUGGGUGCAAGCCAGGGAAGGAAUUCAGCAUUCACAGCCCAAAGCAGAGUAUGGCGUUCCUCUGGGAGAAGAUAAACUGGACGCAUUGAGUGAGGAGCAGAUCGGACAAUUACACGAACUGAUGCAGGAGGCCACUAAGCCUAAGAUGCAGUUUGACGUGAUUGAAGGCUCCGAGCAGAAAAGAUAAGACGUCUAUGAUGAGAAUUCACUGGAAAAUAGAUAUUUUUAGGUUUGCUUUUCUCAGUACUUAAAGGGGUACUCUGGUGGAAAACUUUUUUUUUUUUGUUUUAAAUCAACUGGUGCCAGAAAGUUAAACAGAUUUGUAAAUUACUUCUAUUAAAAAAAAUCUUAA